This is a messenger RNA of Cebus imitator (Panamanian white-faced capuchin), 8375 nucleotides long. RefSeq names its product IgA inducing protein (gene IGIP). The transcript has a single exon. The record is from RefSeq and is a predicted model, not a curated record. Lineage: Eukaryota; Metazoa; Chordata; Mammalia; Primates; Cebidae. The coding region runs from base 8044 to 8205 and encodes 53 amino acids.
CAUUGCAUGUUAACCAAAUUUUGGCCAUUCAUAAGUACACUAUAAAACUAAAGUGAUCACUGCUAUUCAUGAAUUGUAGAAUUUUCUUUGCAGAAUUUGUGAUUUUUUUAAAGAAAAGCUGAUUUUAAUAUUAAUAUUUAAGAAGGUAUUUGAUCCUAAAACAAAACCUAAAUUUAAGGCAUAGGCCAUUUGACAGGUCCUUUUUGAACAGAAAUUUCAUUAUUGUAGGCUAAGUGAAAAUAAGCCAGAAUUAGCAUGAGUCAGGUAGAAUUUCAUGAUACAAGAACAACCAGAUGAAAAAUGAAAUAAUUAUUGGUUCCAAGCCAAUGAAUCUGCUAAACUAACUACCAAGUGUUGAUGUUGAAUGGGCCAGGCAAUUUAUAUCUUUAGGAAAGCUGAGUGUGGCAAAGGUCACUUGUUAACAUUUUUAACAAGAAUGUCAUAACUACUCAUUCAUUUUAUUUUGUCCCCAUGUUUGGUAUUUGUUUUGGUUUGUAUUUUUCCUUCCUGAUGUCCUUUGCUUUCGUGGAAAAUUGUCCUGUCGAUAGGCAGAAACAUGGUGGUGAUCCUCUAUGUAAAAUAAAGUUGCUUCUUACACAUCAGAAAUAUUUCACUUGUUUUGGAAUCACAAGAUUGUCAUGUUUUCAUAAAUACACACAUUGUUUUGAUUAUUGUUAGCAAUUAGCUUAUUUUGUAGCAUUUCAUGGAAAAAAAAUUUAAGCUAAAGAGUUUAAUUUUCUUGAUUUCGGUUCUACUUUAAUAGCUUAAGAGGCCUCCAAGUUCAAGGACCAAGUCCUUAUAUUCUAGAGUUGUGAAAAACAUGGAAAUACUCUUGUUAGUGUGUGUUUUGGUCUAAGGUAGAUUAACACAGAAGGAUCCUAGGAGGAUUUAAGAAAAUAUGUCCUUAUUGUGAAGUGGCAGUUAAAGUUAUGGGACAGGUGACUUACCUCUUCAUCUUGACUAGCUCAAUGACAGCCAUCAGCUAUUGACUUACCAGACACAUGUUGAGUUUGAGUCAAACUUGCAUUUAGCUGGAGUGGAUUGGCAGUUUUCAAUGCAGGUAGUUGUUGGUGGCACUUGACCUACCUCCUUGUAGAUCUGGCAUCUCUCUCCUAUCCUUCUUUUUGUUUCUCUCUCCCUUUUUAUUCUUGUAGGCCUACCAGUGGCACUCAAGCUUACUUCUUCAGAGAGAAGUAAAUAAAUUUCUGACUCCUGCCUUAGAACAUAGCUAAAUGAUGAUCCAGAACAAUUUCAGUAUUACGAGGUAACUGGGCAGUUUUUUUUUCCAAUUGCUAUUUUCCCCAUAGUCUUAAGCUGGCAGUAUGAAGGGUAUCUAAAUUAAUGUUUGUUAAGAAACUUGUGAACUGAAGACAGUAAGAGGUAUGUGUAUUUUAGGUAAGUUACUGGGAUCUGAGACUUACUGGUUUGGAAAUUUGAGAGUAGGAUGAGGAGAGCUGUUUAAUGUGUUUGUGGAUGGGCAUUGGAGAGGUAUAUAGGGAAUGGUUUGGAAGUAAAAUGGGAGGAAUUUUUACUAGAGGUAGGAAAAGGUACUAUGAUGGAGUCUGAAUGAGAGUUAUUUACUAAGGAAAUGAAGUUGACCUUCACUAAGGAAGUUUCAAUAAAGCCGGAGAAAAUGGGUCCCUUACUGAUUAUGAGAAAACUGUUAUUUACUACAGCUAGAGUUAUGAUGGUGAUGAAGUAUUAUACAAGUCUGUUUUCAUGUGUAGCAUGUUUGCUUUUCUGGGACAAAUUAAGUAGCACAAUUGUGGAAUGACAGCUUUUCUGGUCAAGGCAAGUGGGUGCUGGGGAGUUAUUAUUUUGAGGAAAAGAAAAUUUUAAGCUUUUCGCAGUUAUUUUUAAACUAUCGGAAAUAUUUAUCACACAUACUAUCUAUUUUGUUGGGCUCUUGUUACAAUGUAAUUUACUUUUCAAAAUGGUCCUUAGAUCAAAUUAUUUGAUUUUGCAGUCCACAAAGAUACUUAUUAUUCCUUGCUUUUAUAGAACUUUGAGACUUUGGCCCACACAAAUUUCUUAGAGGAAGGACAAUAAACCAGAUAAAAACACUAACUUGCAAUUUUAGGUAUCUUUUUUAUUUCUUUUACAUUUGCAACCAUAGCAAUCAUUUAACCUUGUGGACCUUAUGAGGCCCUUAAUAAUACUAUAUUUCUAAAAUUAGACAACAUACCCCCCCCAAACUCAUGUCCCUGUUUCCCCACUUUGUCUCUUAGUUUAAAAUUGUAGUAUUCCCAAGAGUUCAGUGGUGGCAAAUAUUAAUAAAAUAAGUUAUUAAUAGUACAUCUUGGUGGUUCAUAUGUCCUUUGUAGGGUAAGCUGAUAGUGUUUAGAUUUCUGUUCCUAUUAUUCCAUUAGUGUUUUAAGUUAAGAUAAAGAAUUACUAUAAUAUUUGUUUUUAAAGUUACAUAAUUCAAGUAUGUUUGGAUUAACUCUUUGUUGUCAAAUUUAGUAUGGAUUUAUUCCCGGUGAUUUUGACAGAUUACUUUCAAGUUUCAUUUUACUCACAUCUCUAUAUGUUAGUGAUAAAAAUCUCUUUUAAAAAUAGCAAAAAAGAGGUUCUGAUUUUGUACUUUGAAGGUAAUUUUUCUUUUUUAUGAAUGUCAAGUUCAUUAACAAUAGCAGGAUUAUUUUUACUAUAGCUUGUUUUGUAGAGUUGGCACUUUAGUAUAAUUUUCACAUUUUGUGUCAGAUUUUAAAUUAUAAUAGUUAAAUACUAUAACUCAUUUAAGUCAAUGCAGAGCCUUCUUAAAUAGCCCCUCCCUUAGAAAUUUGUUUAAAAAGAAGUGAAUUCCCAAACCUGUGUCAAGAAGUAGUGAUUUAAAUGACUGUGAGACAAGUCUUUGAAAGGCUUCUUUAAGCCUAGUCAGUGGAGAUAAAUGAUAGCCCAUGUCCAUGCUGCAUAUAGUUGUUAGGGUUUAUAAAGUUGUCAAUGUGUAAAAGUGCAAAAGCAGGAAAGACUAUGUAAAGUUGCCUGUAAAAUUUCUAGUUAUCAUUAUUUGCACUAUUUAUCUUUGCACUUGAUUUUUUGAAAGUUGACUAGUCACUUUCACUUUUGUUUCUAGUCUUUUCUAAUUUCAUGCAGAAUUAUGUUUUCAAUAUCCCACCCAAAGCAAAACUUAUAUGCAAUUAAAUAUACUUUAUAAGACCAAGAAAAUAUUUCUUAGUGUUAGCUGUGUAAAACAAAAAUUUGUUUUGGUAAAAUUUUUAAUAUGGACCUUUAUUUGCCGAUAAAAUCCUUUGUAAAUGUGAGCUUUAUUAAACUGUUUAAAUAGACAAAGUUAAAGCUUAGGAUAGGAAAUAUAUAUGUGUGUGUAUAUGAAAUGAUGUCUUUGAGUUUCAACUUCCAGCCUGAGAUGGCCUGGUUUUGGUGUGUUGGUUUGUUUCACUAAAGUCAGUGAGAUAUGUAUGAGUCUAGCUGGGUACAUGCUUACAAAGCUGGAAGUGAGGUGGGUGGCAAGUGGCAGCUCCCUCUUUUGUGUAGUUUUCCAUAAUGUUCAUAUAGUUUCCUCAUGGUCUAAGUGAUAUAACUGGUUUUAAAGUAAUUAUAUUGAAUAUUCCUUUUUGGAAUUCAGGGUUGAAUCACUUUUUGAGGGGGAAGGGAAGCAAGGGUAAGAGACUUUAUUUUAACCAGAUGCGGUCUUACGACCUCAAAGAUGUGCUCCAGAAAGAAAAUAACAAAAAGUAUACCUGUGAACAUAUUUUUUGUCUUGGUGAUAUUAUGCAACACAGAAUUGCAAAAAAAUUUAAAAAUUGAUAGUUUUAUCAAUGGAACAGAGAGAUGGGUUUUUGACUAAAAUGACUUUUUAAGUUAUUUGGUUAUUUCAUUUCAUAUUCCCUUUCUCAUAGCUUUGUACACACCUCAUACUUAAAACCAAGUGAGAGGCCUCUUUUCAGAUCUGUUUUAUUUUUGGAAUGCCUGACUGUGUUUCCGGAUUGGGGAGGGGGGAGUUUUACUUCUUGACAUGCUCUUAGCAUGUUUUGCUAGUCAUUCUGGAUCUUACGUUUGUAAAUUCUGUUGAAAAUUCAGUGAUGUAUUUGAAAUGAGAAGGUCCUCUAUAACAUAGUCUGAAUGUUUGUGGCCAAUUCAGUUGGCUUUGUUUUUUGCUUUGGAUAGAAGUUUAACUUCCAUUGUUCAGAUUUUAGGUUUAUCUAGUGAAAUUGUGCCAGGUAAUUGUCUAAAUAUGGACCAAUUUUGGGAAAUGAAGGUUAAUAAGUGAAUAUUUGAUUCUAGAUAAUCCCUUACUCAAAAUCAUAAGUCAAAGAUUCACAUCAAGAGUUAUCUAACUUUUGUGUUGUCAAAUCUUUAAAUGUGGAUGAUAUUCAGCAUUAUAGCUACGAAUUUCCCUUAGGAAAAGAGAAAAAUUCAGUCUUGGAACCUUUUCUUGGAGACUAAAUUUACCACAUAUCGAAAAUGAAAAAAUUUUAGAAAGUGGAUUUGAUUAUUUUUUAAUGGAGUUUAACUAGCUUAAUUAAUGAUUUUUCCUAGUUCGAAGUACUUAUUUUCCCAAUGUGAAUAAAGGGAAAGGAUCAGCAAUUUGUCUCUGGCCUUUUUCGAGGCCAUUUUCAGUUUUCUGCCCCCAUUUCCCAGUCCUGGUAUAAAAUGAAUUACGGGUAUCCCUCUAAGUCCCUAUAACCCUUUUUGGGGGUCACAGAUAACUUUGAUAAUCUGAUGAAAGUGUGAUGGAUCCUCUCCCCAGGGAAAAAAAAUGCACAUAACCUGGGUAAUUUUGCAUACAACCUCAGGGGCAUCACAUAUCUUCUGAAACCCAAGUUAAGGAUUUCUGCUCUAAGUAAAUUGUAGAGAAUUUUAGCGCAAAUCAUUGAUAAAAUUGGGAACCAACUAUUGGCUUAAAACCUUUCAGAUUGGAAUUAUUGUUAGAUGGUGGCCCCUACUAGCAAAAUGUGACGUUGCAACCAGCUUUGUUAGACAUUAUAACAUCCAGAGAGAAGGGAAAAAGAAGCAAAGCUCUGAAAGCUAUUUAUAAGGAGUCAGGGCAUCUCUAGACAUGGGAGCCAUUCCUGGUUCAAGGCAGGGGUCAGGGUGCCUGACAAUUUCUAGCAGGGUAGAGUCUGAUAAACCACAAUGCUCAGGAUGCCAAGGGGUUAGCCAUUAUCUUAACCCCUUCCUCACCAAAAGAUUUUAGUUUUUGUCUGUUGGGAAACAAGAUGUCACUAGGGAAAAAAAGAUUUGCCUUACAACUUUGCUGGAACACAUCAGUUUGGCGACGUUUGGACACUAGUGUUAUUUUUGAGAAAGUGCAUAAAACCAAAGUAAAUUAUUCUCUAUGUAGAACAUUUAUUUACUAGUAACAUUUGUUUGGGUGUAUUCGCUUUGACAAUUUUUACCAGUAAAUAUUGGUUUUAUUUAAAACUGGGAAUCCAGUUUAUAUAUAGGAUAGUUGAUAUAUCUGUUCUUCCCCCCAUGUAAAGAAUAAUUAAAGAUUUAUGCAUACUUUUUACUUUUCUCUCUUAAUGCCAUGGGGUGGGGUGGGUGGGUGGGGGAAAGAUCUUUCAGUCUGCAACUGACAAAAUGUCUUCUUCAAAUUAAAAAAAUUGAGAAGCAGCACUUUAAGUCUAACUCUACACCGUUUUAUUGCAUGUAUUAGUUUUAAUAAUGAUUUUUGGUGCAUGCCUUUGGGCUUAUUCAAAAGUGUACAAUAGGAAAGUAUAUUUCCUUUCUUAGAAAGGAGAUGUUUUCUACUUUGCAACAUGUGAUUACAAAAAUCUUCCUCUGUGGGAAGAUUAACCAUGUAUUGAACUACUGAAAAGUAUAUAUUUUUAGAUAUACAGAAGGAAUCUACAUGGAGCAGCAUUCAGACCUAUAUAGAAGUCAUAGCAUUCUGUAUAGGACCAAAAAGGAAAUAACAUUAAACACUUAAACAGACUUUGUUGGGUAGAAAUACCUUUAGAUCUUGUAUUGACUUCCAAAAAGAAAAAAUGCCACAGAAGUUUGCUGAAAACUUUUGUCGUUUGAAUUUUCUCUGUCAGUGUCUUUAGCCCAAAUACAACAGCUUUGGGUUAGCACACAUAUAAGAAUCAAGAAAACAAAGCUCACUAAAUAAAUCAGCCUGAUUUGCCAAUCCAGCUUGACUGAAAUAAGUAAACUAAUCACUUGCAACAUGAAAAACUGUCCAACUCCUCUAAGGUUCUGACAAAAUAAACUUGGCUGAUGUGGGAAGACUCCCACUUUGAUUUCUGACCUGACAGUGAAGAUUCAUGCUUGACAUGAUUUCAAACUUUACAGUGUCUGUUUAAGGAGCUAUGGUACAGUUUGCUAAUUCAAUCCCAGAUACCUGUUGAUUACCUGUGAGAUCUAGAGUCCAAAGUAGCCAGCAGCCAUAUCCCUGAGUGCUCUGUGCCCAUCAGAUAAAGUAAGCAGAGUUGGGACAGAUCACAGCUUGGAUGAUUGACCUCAGGUGCCACAGACAGCCCCAGAUUCAAGAAUUGUAUCUGCUUUCUUGGGAGUCGUCACUGAACUAAUGUCCCAUACUGUAUUACUUACUGUAGACGCUCUCUUUUAGAGGAGGCCCAGAGCACACAUCCUAAUUGCUAGUGGUACUCAGAGAGGGGGUGCUAACUCUGAUGCCCUGACCAAAUUCCAGUUUAGGGAUGUGGGUCUUCUUCUUGUCAUUCUAAUUGGAAAUGUGCAUCACUUCCCAUUUUUCCUAUUGAUCUCAGUGCAAACUACACUAGUCUGUUUCUUUGCCCUGGUCUCAAGUCUUUAAGAUGCUGGUGUGUAUUAUAUGGGCUAAGUUAAUGCAUUAUCCUAAGGCACAAGAGUUGAGAAAUGGGAGAGCUUGGUGUCAGAGUGCUGUGUGGUUAGAGAGUGGACUCUUGUGAUGCUGUGGGGAUGAAAUUGGCCCUCUUUUAGCAUAAGUUGGGGAGUGUGCACUGGCUGGAGGCUUCCAGCCAUGAGGUGUGAGCUGAAACCAAUUUUUCCUCUUUUCUUAUAGCAUGUUGAGAAAAUCUGUUGGGUUUUCAGCAGUCAGGGAAGGCCGGAGUUCUGCUUUAAUCUGGCUAACUGAGGCUAAUGUGAGCAAGACUUUGGUUAAUUAACUGGGUUCUCAGAUGCCACAGACUCCGUGAGAAGUCACCAUUAUUUUCAAUGGUUGUGAUAGAAUUUCCCCCUAGUAGCCAUUAUUUUAAGAUUAUAUUGCAGAGUUGCUUUAUUUUGAGCUUUUCGUGUAUACACAAUCCCAAACUGGAAGAAAUUUUAAAAAAAAAAGGAAUCCUGCUGUGAAAGGUAUAUAUUACUCUAGAUUUUUCUUACUGUAAAUAUUGUAAGAUUGUAAUACUGUCGAUAUUUUAUUAACCAACAAAUGUUAAUCUAUGUGAAUUCAGACUUAUUUUAAAUGUGCUUCUUAUUUACUGUGUGUGGUCCCUGUUGCUGACAGUAUUAAGUUAUAUUCUGAUGUAAGAUUAACUUUAUUAAAGAAUGUAAACAUUAAUGUUUCCUUAUGGGAAAACAAAUAAAGUAUAAAGAAGACAAUUCUUUUCAUUGAAAUAUACUGUGUAUUUACACUUGCUAGACCCAGCACCACUUAUAAAUUUAGUACACUGUUCAGAAUUUUAGUUAACACAGCUGACAUGGUUGUGCUCUGUUUGAAAGUCUAAGAAUAGGUAUUGUUGGAAUAUACAGUUUGUAUUUGUCUGCUGUGAAUCAUAAUCUUGAAAUUUCUAAUCAAGUUUGUAAAAUUUUUAUAGUGAAACAUUUUAAUGACAAUUUAAAAAUUUAUCUUCUCUAAAGAAUGGUCAAAACAAUAUCCUUUCAGAAAUAGAAUUGUUCUUUAAUAUCUUUCCAAAAUGACUUUGGUUAAAUGGACCAGAUGUAUAUUAGUUAAAAUUUAGGACUAAGUUGUUGAUAUUCUUUGAGUUUACAAGUUAAUCCUUAUUGGAGAUGUGCCAAUAUACAGUUAGAAUAUCAUUAAUUUGCACUGUUUGGGGACCCCAUUUAAGAAUGCUGAAUUUUGCCAACUAAGAAGUAAGCAAAUACAAUUUAAAAAGUAAAUUUGAGCAUUCUGUAUUAAAUAUGUGCAGUUAUUAUCACAUGAAGAAACGCAGUGUGUCGGGCUGUAAUAUUACCAUAUUUGCUGUCAUGUUCUCCCAUCUCAGUGCUGGGAACUCACCAUGUGGAAACCAAGCAAACGUGUUGUGCAUCAGCCGGCUUGAGUUUGUUCAAUAUCAAAGCUGAAAACUAGCGAGGUCUGCUGUACUGCUUAUUGAAGUAUUGUGAUUCUUUUAGGCAUUGAUUCUUAUAAAAUAUAUACUGUAACAGUAUACUUUGUACAGAUUUAAAUUUUAUUUGAAAAAAUGAAAUAAAGUAGGCAAAAAAAUAAAGAUGUUUAUUUUUCAUGUGACUGU